AUGUCGAAAGCUUCCGGAUCAGAAGAUGAACCUCUGGUACCAGAUGACUUCGAUGAUGACUUUUACAAGGAACUAUGCGACAAAAUCCCUGAGGCCACCAAAGCUCUGCGGCAAAAGGAUACUCCCAACAAUGCGGAUAAUGUCCAGAGGCUGCUCAUCUGCGGCAGUCGCUAUAAAAGCGAUCUCAGACUUGAGAAGGAACGCUCCCAGGAACUGCGAAAGGAGAUUGAAAGCCUCGAAGAGCGCUUGGAAAAUGCGGCUCGGGUUACCAAAUUGGACAUGGCCACCAUUGAGGAGCUACGUGGAGUAAUAGAGGGUGCCUGGAAGCAGAAGGAUGCUGCUCAGAUUCGUGAGCAAUCCGCUCAGGACGAGGUCCUAAGUCUGCGCGAAAAACUGGAUGAGUCAGAGCAGAUGGUCGCCCAUCUAAAUGAGAAACGGCUGGCCAUGAGCAAGCGGGACGAUGGCAAGGAACGGGAGCGACUCAACGCCGAGAUUGCAGAUCUCAACAAGCGAUUGCAUUUGCAACGGACCUACGCCACGGAACUGGACCACACCAUCGAAGGAUUGGAGGCUAAAAACAAGGAACUGCUCAAGCUACUGGAUGAAACUUCCAGCGAUGCCUGCAACUUGAAACGAAAAAGUGAUGCCUUGACCAAGGAACUUUCUACGAUGAAGACCGAGGAGUCCCGCUACCAGGAGCAAAUAUCCCAGAUGAAGUCCGCUAACGAGCACUUGACCAAGGUGAAAGUGCGCCAGAACCUGCAAAUUCUGUCCCUCAAGACGAACCUGGAACAUCUAAAUACCCAGCACAAUGCGGCCAACAACAAGCUGGCCAAGAUCACGGUGGACUUGGAGUACACGGUGCAGGAAAGGGAUAAGAACAAGCGUGCUCUGAAUCAGCGCAUCAAUCUACUGAAGGUGCGCGAGGAUGAAUUGAUUAAGGUGCGCCAGGACAAUGGGAAGCUGGCCAAGUCCCAGGAGGCGAUUGCUCGGAAAUAUGCGGUAUUAGACGAGGCCAAACGGGAAGUGGAAACGCUGAACAUAAGGCUCAGAACCCAGCUGGGCACCCAAGACAAGGAGCUGGAGUCGAUGCGCCGGGUGGUCCAUCACUUCGAGAAGAACAACGAAAACUUGACCAAAGAGCGGGAUUCCCUAAGGCGGGAACUGCAGGCGGAGCACCAUCAGCUCGAGCAGAGCAAUGCACAGCACCAAGAGGCGCAGCACGAGGUGCGAGCUCUUAAGGACACCAUCACCACGAUGGACACAAAGCUGAAGAAGCUCAACGAGGACGCCAACAAGCUCAAGAAGGAGAAGACCAAAAAGCUGGACGAGAUUCAGCACUGGAUAGACAAAUUGGAUGCUUUGCAGAAUGAGAUGCACUUGAAGGAGAACUACGAGAUCGAACUGAAGCGCACCAUCAGCGACUUGGAAGCCAAGUGCUCCAAGUUCCAGCAACAGCAUGAUGGUCUUGCCGCUGAGCGCCAAACUCUUCAGCGGAGUGUCCAGUUGGCCGAUGAGGAGCGGCAAAAGCUUCGCGAUCAGCUGGUGAAUCUGCAGGCGCACGUCGAGAAACUAAAGGCCAAGAUCGGUUACAGGGAUGGCGAGAUCUCCAGACUUCAGUUGCAGAUCGAUCGCAUGGAGAAGGAGCGCCGACUGCUACGCAACGAAAUCCGGCAUGCCCAGCUUGGUCAGCAGCACACCAAGGCUGAACUGCUGGACAAGCGGAAGGAGAACGAUCGGCACGCCAAGUCGCUGCAAGAGGACGAGCAGAAGCUGGCGCGCCUGCGCAAGGAUGUGGACAACCUGAUGAACGAGAAGAAUGCGAUUAGUGCGGCGCUGACCAAACGCAACGAGGAGUUCGAUCGACUCAAGCACAGCCAGGAGAACCUGCAAACGGUGUACGAUCAGACCCAGAGGCAGUGCAGCCAGUAUCAGGAUGAUAUGCGUCUAAUGGGCGUGGAGAUAAAGAAUCUGCGUACGGAAAGGGAUGUCCUGCGCGCGGAUAGAGAGAGUGCAGCGGAUCUGCGCCAGGAACUGUUACAAAUGCAUCGCAUGCUCAACCAGGAACGAAUCAAGGCGCGUGCCCUGCAGGACGAGAUGGUUACGCCGAUGAAUGUGCAUCGGUGGCGUCUCCUGAGCGGCAAGGAUCCAGAAAAAAUGGACCUGCUCGGACGCAUUAGCAUCCUCCGAAAGCAGUUGCUCCAGCAGAACGUUGCCGCCUCGGAGCAGGAACGGGCCCUCAAUGAAGCCCAACAGCUCUAUGCGGCCUUGAGGGAGUUCAUGCUCAAGCUGCCCAGCCAUAAAGUGCGGGCGGAGCUCAACAGCGUUAAGGCUAACCUAUCCGCCAAGGAUCGCAAACUGAAGGUCCUAAAGGCCGAGCUCAGUGCCCGCGAGGCAGACGAGAAGUCCAAAAAGGAGAAGCUUGAAGAGAUGCGGGUGAGUUUGGCUCUAACCAAGACCCAACUGCUAGAGGAGAAGAAGCACAAGCAGAAGUUACUUGAGGAGCGACAGUUGCUGGAGCAGAUGCAUUGCUACUCCGCGCCCGCCCAACUGCCUAGGACUCUGGGUGCGGGUUUCAAGAUGGUCAGUAGUCUACUCUAA
This is a messenger RNA of Drosophila melanogaster (fruit fly), 2601 nucleotides long. RefSeq lists its product as uncharacterized. The coding region runs from base 1 to 2601 and encodes 866 amino acids. NCBI's taxonomy places the organism in Eukaryota, Metazoa, Arthropoda, Insecta, Diptera, Drosophilidae. The record is from RefSeq and is marked reviewed. The transcript has 7 exons.